UUGCUUCCGGUGUCACCAUCAUACGUGACCCCCGGCUGAAAAGAAGAGCGGCUUCUUUCAUAACAUUAACUCUGGUUUAUUUUCCGAUACGUAAGUUGCCUCUUGAUGAUUUUUAAACGUUUCUACAUCUGUGUUGCUGCUUUCACACGUAGCCAGAUUACUCUACGCCUGCGGUGGUGUGCGCCAGGCUGUUUGAACGUAAGGUUCCAGGGUGGCUCCCCCCUCCAUGUGUGAUCCCUGAUGGGCAGCUGGUCUCGCAGUGCCGUGCUGGAGCUGUACAGGGCGCUGCUCCGCGCCGGACGCCACCUUCAGUACACAGACAGGAACUACUACCGCCGGGCCGUGGCUCGGGAGUUCCGGCGCUGCCGGGACCUGAGCGUGCCUGAAGACAAGGAAGAGGCGCUGAAGAGAGGCCAGUUCUUCCUCAGCAGUGGGCUGGGUGGGCUUAUGUAG
Messenger RNA from Nothobranchius furzeri (turquoise killifish), 453 nucleotides. RefSeq names its product mitochondrial ribosome and complex I assembly factor AltMIEF1. The record is from RefSeq and is a predicted model, not a curated record. NCBI's taxonomy places the organism in Eukaryota, Metazoa, Chordata, Actinopteri, Cyprinodontiformes, Nothobranchiidae.